Molecule: messenger RNA, 2304 nt
Organism: Kwoniella botswanensis
Lineage: Eukaryota; Fungi; Basidiomycota; Tremellomycetes; Tremellales; Cryptococcaceae
Exons: 5
Coding region: 1-2304 (767 amino acids)
Biological process (GO): iron ion transport; intracellular iron ion homeostasis; copper ion import
Cellular component (GO): plasma membrane
Molecular function (GO): ferric-chelate reductase activity
Source: RefSeq, a predicted model, not a curated record
AUGCCCCUCAUCGGCGAUCCAUCCCUUGCCAAUGUACUCUAUGGAGCAUCCGUCACCUUCAAUGCCCUCGCUGCUACCCAAACCGUCGCUGCCGCUGUACCGUCCGCGACGGCUGCUCAGCAAAGCGUGAAUAUGACCGAGGUUGUGCAACAACAAAAGCUGGAUCAAGCGGAGAUGAGUAGCUCAAUGCCCCGCAAUCUUUAUCUUGCAUUCCUCGGAUUACUCGCCUUGUGCAUGAUAACCUCCCAUCCUCGAUUCCUCGCUAGACUCUUCGCUUCUCUGUCAUCCUCUAAAAAAUCAAAUUCAAAGCCAAAUAACAACGACUUAGUUAAGAUAUACCCUUACACCAAAGAAGCUUUGGAAACGAUCAAGCCUCAACCCAAGAGAGAAGUGUCCGGAGGUGAUUUAUCGCAAGGAUGGUUGUUGAAGAAAGGUGAAAAUAGACGAAUCGAAAUUAGUUCACCAUUAUCUUCACCAGAUAAUGAUAGUUGUUCUAAGAAAGAUCCUUUCGCCUCUUCUACCUCUUUAGACGAGAAAGCUCUUUCACCCAUUGAUAUCUCAAUGCAAUCGUAUGAGUCGCCAGUACAUUAUCCACCUCCUCAUAUCAUCCCACUCCUCCAUCAUCUUCCUCUAUCAUCGUGGUUAUUGUUUACUCCCCUCGCAAAACUCCCAAGUCACCUCAAGUCGUAUCUCACCUUGCCUCAACUGUACCUGAUCAGUGGAUAUAUGAUUUUGAUCUGUUUCGCAUUGAUCUGGAAAUCAGACUUGUCCCCUACAUCGAAAGAUAAAGGAUACGGAGGAGAUUGGAUGAGAUCAGGUCUAGUAGCUACCGCUCAAGUUCCCCUUGUUAUCGCCUUGGGUGUUAGAGGGAAUAUCAUUGGAUUGUGCGUCGGAAAAGGAUACGAGAGGUUAAAGGUCUACCAUAAAAUCGUAGGAAGAGUUGUGUUUUUGGCUAGUACAAUUCAUGCGGCUGCUUAUAUGUACAAAUGGACCGUCGCUGGCAAAUUCUCCACCUAUGCCGCAAAACCCUUUGCCAUGUGGGGUAUCCUCUCCUACUUCGCCUUGGUCCUCAUCGUGAUCACCUCUCUUCCUUGGGUACGAAAGGCCUGUCACGGUGUCUUUGAGAUCUGCCAUUUCAUCGGACUUGUCGGAAUGAUCUUGGGUCUCGCUUUACACGUACCUGAAGCUGUCCCAUUCUGCAUCGCCGCCGGGGCAAUCUACGCCAUCUCCAUUUUCUGCUCUAUCACCAAAACUCGAGUUGCUCAUGCUGAACUUCAGGCCCUUCCCGGAGCUGGUAUAACCGUCAUCACCCUCCCGGCUCUUCGAACAGGUUGGAGAGCAGGUCAACACGUACGAAUCCGAGUCCCGGCUUUGGGUAUUAGGAAAGCUUUCGAAUCUCAUCCAUUCACUAUUGCAUCCGCACCCAAUGGCGAUGGUUUAGUACUCAUGUGCAAACGUGCUGGAGAUUGGACGGACAGGUUGUACGAACUUGCUCAACGAUCGUCGGACCUCGAAGAUCGUGCGGAAGGUGGACGAAAUAACGCUACUAUCAUUGUUGAGGGACCGUACGGAGGUCUUGGAAACACUCUCGCUCCUUCUUUCUCAUCGGUCGUUCUCGUCGCGGGAGGAUCAGGUAUCACGCAAUCUUUAUCUCUUGCUCAGGAUCUGGUGAGGCGUGCGCCGACUGGAGUGGUACGAGCUAGAACGAUCGACUUGAUUUGGAUGGUCCGAACGGAAGAUAUCGCCAAACCGCUCAUGUCGACUUUACUUGAUUUGGUGAAUGAAGCUAAACAAUGGGAAAUACAAUGCAUCGAAGGACGUCGAAAAGGUCACAAGAGACCUAAUCCUACUGCUUUGAGAGUUAAGAUCUUUGUUACUCGAUGCCCUGCUAGUUCACCUCUUAACCUGUUGCCUGACGAUUGGAUAGUCAGCGAACUUGCUACUACACUCAAGAGACAACCUUCAGCAGCGGAUAAAGAGAAGUAUCAAUAUUUGUGUAGAAAUCCUUCGACUUCAUCUACUUCCACUAUGUCUUCGAUAUCUUCGAUGAAGAAUAAUACUCCGCUCUCAACUAUCUCGGUCAACCCGAUCAGACCGAAUUUCAGUAUAUUUUUGGACUCCCUCACGGAUGAGAUCAUCUCUAGAUACGGUAGGAUGAUGGUUGACCCUUCAGGAGUGCUGGUCACUGCCUGUGGACCUGAGAGCUUGAUCGAAGGUGUUAGAACUGCAGUGAGGACAUUGGAGGAAUAUAAAGUAAGGGGUUGUGGAGGCGUGGAAUUUGAAGAUGAACAUUUCGGUUUUUGA